Molecule: messenger RNA, 1612 nt
Organism: Impatiens glandulifera
Lineage: Eukaryota; Viridiplantae; Streptophyta; Magnoliopsida; Ericales; Balsaminaceae
Product: probable anion transporter 3, chloroplastic
Exons: 7
Coding region: 14-1558 (514 amino acids)
Biological process (GO): transmembrane transport
Cellular component (GO): plastid
Molecular function (GO): phosphate transmembrane transporter activity
Source: RefSeq, a predicted model, not a curated record
UCUUCUGUUUUUUAUGGCAGGCGUUACACCAACUAGAUCUCUAUUACAUUCAUUAUCCAAUCAGAAAUCUAAAAAAGAUUCAAUUUUCACCGAUUCUAGAAUAACCCAAUUGAGUUUCGAUUCGAGAAGACGAACCAGAUUGGUCAAUGGCGUGUCGAUCAUAGGAGAGAAGUUUAUCAGAAAAACAGACCACGUGGACGGAAAACAGAGACGAUGGAAGGCGGUAAUAGUAAAGUGUACCGCCGACGGGAUGGAGGGUUCUCUUAUGUCGCCGGAAAGAAGAUUCGGACGUCGGACCUCCGUGCCGGAGAGGUACAAGGUGGUGGCACUAAUUGCUUGUGUCAUGUGUCUAUGUAAUGCAGAUAGAGUCGUCAUGUCAGUCGCCGUCGUUCCUUUAUCCGUUAAACAUGGCUGGAGUAGCUCUUUUCUUGGCAUUGUUCAAUCUUCGUUUCUAUGGGGAUACAUAUUCUCAUCGAUGAUUGGAGGAGCUUUAGUUGAUAAAUAUGGAGGAAAACGAGUAAUAGGAUGGGGAGUAGGUUUAUGGUCAUUAGCCACAUUGCUAACUCCUUUAGCUGCAGCCCAUUCAACCGCAUCCCUUUUAGUGGUUCGAGCUUUCUUCGGUCUAGCUGAAGGUGUGGCUCUUCCUUCCAUGAACACUCUUCUAUCUCGAUGGUUUCCUACUCACGAAAGAGCAACCGCGGUUGGAAUAUCAAUGGGUGGAUUUCAUAUGGGUAAUGUUUUUGGAUUAGGGUUAACCCCAAUUGCAAUGUCAUCUUCUAUUGGAAUUUCAGGCCCUUUCAUUUUAUUUGCAUCUCUUGGUUUGUUAUGGCUAUCAACAUGGGCUUACUCUGUUUCAAAUGAUCCAAAUCAUAGUCUUUCUAUUACAAAGUCAGAACUUCGCUUAAUUCGACAAGGAAAAUCAGAUGAUGCUAUGGUUAAUCGCGGAGAGCUUCCACCUUUGCGACUCCUUUUCUCGAAAUUACCCACUUGGGCUAUCAUAUUUGCCAAUAUUACCAACAAUUGGGGAUACUUUGUUCUUCUAUCAUGGAUGCCUGUUUACUUCAAAACUGUAUUUGAUGUGAAUCUAAAGCAAGCAGCUUGGUUUAGUGCUGUACCUUGGGCAACGAUGGCGGUUUCAGGAUAUGUGGCAGGAGUGGCGUCGGAUUUCAUGAUUGGAGAAGGGUAUUCAUUAACGUUGGUGAGAAAAGUGAUGCAGUCUGUUGGGUUCAUUGGACCAGGAGUAGCUUUACUCUGUUUGAACUAUGCAAAGACACCUACAAUGGCUUCUGUUAUGAUCACGGUUGCUCUGAGUUUGAGCGCUUUUAGCCAAGCCGGUUUUCUACUUAACAUGCAGGAUAUUGCUCCUCAAUAUGCAGGCUUACUUCAUGGAAUAUCGAAUUCGGCUGGAACAAUGGCAGCAAUAGUUAGCACGAUAGGGACCGGAUACUUUGUUCAGUGGCUUGGAUCUUUUCAAGCAUUUUUGUCACUCACAGCUGUUCUUUAUUUUCUUACUGCACUUUUCUGGAAUUUGUUUUCUACUGGAGAAAGAAUCUUUUAGCAUUUUUAUUUUCACACCAAAAAUAUUAACAUUUUUUUUUGUAAUGGAAAAUGG